Paramuricea clavata is the source of this 678-nucleotide messenger RNA. NCBI's taxonomy places the organism in Eukaryota, Metazoa, Cnidaria, Anthozoa, Malacalcyonacea, Plexauridae. The record is from the annotation of a GenBank genome assembly.
AUGCAACAAAACAGAGCUCAAGAAACUCCAGAAGCAAGUACUACCCGCCGUAUUUCCACGAGGAGAAGAAACAUGUACAGAAAAGCCAGAGCACAAGAGACCGCAGAAACACGUACCAACCGCCACAUUUCAAACAGGGAAAAAAUGCAAGAAAACAGAGCACAAGAAACUCCAGAAGCAAUUAGUGCUACUCACCAUCUUUCCACGAGGAUAAGAAACAGAGAAGCCAGAGCACAAGAGGCCGCAGAAACACGUACCAACCGCCACAUUUCAAACAGGGAAAAAAUGCAAGAAAACAGAGCACAAGAAACUCCAGAAGCAAGUACUACUAGCCGUAUUUCUAUGAGAAUAAGAAACAGAAUAGCCAGAGCACAAGAGACCGCAGAAACACGUACUAACCGCCGCAUUUCAAACAGGGAAAAAAUGCAAGAAAACAGAGCACAAGAAACUCCAGAAGCAAUUAGUGCUACUCACCAUCUUUCCACGAGGAUAAGAAACAAAGAAGCCAGAGCACAUGAGACCGCAGAAACACGUACUAACCGCCGCAUUUUAAACAGGAAAAAAAUGCAAGAAAACAGAGCACAAGAAACUCCAGAAGCAAGUGCUACUCGCCGUAUUUCCACGAGGAUAAGAAACAGAGAAGCCAGAGAACAAGAGACCGCAGAAACACGUGACUAA